UCUCCAUACACUCUCUCUCUCUCUCACUCACUCUACUGUAAUUCAUUUAUUCAGGAGUCUGCUAUAGUCGGUCGGAUCCUCCCCACACCUAUAUAUGCGUCACUCUAUCUUUUCUGUUCUUCUUUUCUUUUUUAUAUAUUUUUUGAACACCUUUUUUUUAUAAACUUAGACGCACAGUCACACAUAUACAUAUUUGAACUGUAACUUGUUUCAGUUUUUCUUCACAUGGCUGUCUGGUUUUCUGAGCUUGGUUAGUAUUUAUUAACAAUUUUCACUUUUUUUUUUAAUAAUAAUAAUUAUUAUUAUAAUAACAAUUAAUAAUAUUAACAAUAUUAAUAAUGCAUGUCAAAAUUAGGGUCAGAUGGAAAUGUUACUGAUUCAGUUGGUUUUUCUGGGUAUUUUUAAGUUAUUUACCUCAAUAAUAAUAAUAAGCUUAGUUUUUUAGUGCUUUUUUUAGUCUUUUAUAUAAAUUAAGUAUAUAUAGAUAUAGAAUUACAUAGAAUAUGAAGCUUUCAACAUCAGGCUCUGCUGGUCAACAGCUUCAGGAAGAAGGUGAAAAGAAAUGCUUGAAUUCGGAGCUAUGGCAUGCUUGUGCUGGCCCCCUGGUUUCGUUGCCUGCAGUUGGUUCUCGGGUCAUUUAUUUCCCUCAAGGUCAUAGUGAGCAGGUUGCUGCCACAACGAAUAAAGAAAUCGAUGCUCACAUACCCAAUUAUCCAAGCCUGCCUCCUCAAUUGAUCUGCCAACUUCACAAUGUUACAAUGCAUGCAGAUGUUGAAACGGAUGAAGUGUAUGCUCAAAUGACACUGCAGCCGUUGACCCCGCAAGAGCAGAAGGAUACGUUUCUUCCUGUUGAGUUGGGUAUUCCUAGUAGACAGCCGACUAAUUACUUCUGCAAGACAUUAACAGCUAGCGACACAAGUACCCAUGGCGGGUUUUCUGUUCCUAGACGUGCUGCUGAGAAAGUUUUCCCUCCAUUAGAUUUCUCUCUGCAGCCACCUGCUCAAGAACUUAUUGCAAGAGAUCUCCAUGAUGUUGAAUGGAAAUUUAGGCAUAUUUUCCGGGGGCAGCCCAAACGCCAUCUUCUUACUACUGGGUGGAGUGUGUUUGUUAGUGCAAAAAGACUUGUUGCAGGAGAUUCUGUUUUAUUUAUCUGGAAUGAAAAAAAUCAACUUCUUUUGGGAAUCCGACGUGCCAGCCGCCCACAAACUGUAAUGCCAUCAUCUGUUCUGUCAAGUGAUAGCAUGCAUAUCGGCCUUCUCGCUGCUGCAGCGCAUGCAGCUGCUACUAAUAGUUGUUUCACAAUAUUUUAUAACCCAAGGGCUAGUCCAUGUGAAUUUGUCAUACCCCUUUCAAAAUAUAUCAAAGCUGUGUAUCACACACGUGUUUCAGUUGGAAUGCGUUUCCGUAUGCUGUUUGAAACUGAAGAAUCAAGUGUACGUAGAUACAUGGGCACAAUUACUGGCAUUGGUGAUUUAGAUCCUGCUCGCUGGCCUAAUUCUCAUUGGCGGUCUGUUAAGGUUGGUUGGGAUGAGUCAACCGCAGGUGAGAGGCAGCCUCGGGUGUCAUUGUGGGAAAUUGAACCAUUGACAACAUUUCCUAUGUAUCCAUCUCUGUUUCCCCUUCGAAUGAAACGACCUUGGUAUCCCGGAGCUUCAUCUUUUCAAGAUAGUAGAGACGAUAUAGUCAACGGGAUGUCAUGGUUAAGAGGUGAAACCAAUGAGCAAGCCCUCCAAUCUCUUAAUUUUCAAUCGGGUGGCAUGUUUCCAUGGAUGCAACAAAGAGUAGAUCCGUCACUCCUACAAAGUAAUCUCAAUCAGCAGUACCAAGCUGCACUAGCAGCUGGUAUGCAGAGUGUAGGAAGUGGAGACGCUUUGAAACAAUUGCUACAAUUUCAGCAGCCAAUUCAAUAUCUCCAACAUCCUGGCACCUCGAGCCCUCCAGCUCACCAAUCAAUGCCACCGCCAUUUGUGCAUGGUCAAACCCAAAUGUUGGAAAACUUCACGAGACCAAUUCAUUCACAUGUCAACAACCCGGAAGGUCAAGAACACCAAAGUUCAUAUCCUGAGACAUAUCUGAUGCAAAACCAGCAUCAGUCAUUUCCAAAGACAGACUACAUGGAAUCUAGUCCUAAAUUUACUUCCAGUAUAGCCCCUGCUAUGCAGAAUAUGCUCGGUUCACAAUGCUCUGAAGGGACUAGCAACCUUUCAAAUUUUUCAAGAACUGGUCAACUUGUGGUUUCCGAGCAUGAAACGAAUCAGCCAUCAUGGGUAUCAAAGUUUGGUCAAUCACAAGUCAAUAAUUCUUCAACUUCACCAUCCGCUAAACAGGAAUCAACAAGUCUGGAUGCACAAAAUCAUGGUUUAUUCAGUGCAGUUAAUAUCGACUCAUCUGGGCUUCUUCUACCAACAAUCAACACUGAUUUGUCCACAAUGCCUUCACCAGCUUCUGGGUUUCAGAACUUUGGCUAUGUGCAAGACUCUUCUGAGUUACUGCAGUCUAACUCUAGCCGAACAUUUGUGAAGGUAUACAAAUCAGGGUGUGUAGGGAGGUCACUGGACAUCACCCGUUUCAACAGCUACCAUGAGCUGCGAGAGGAAUUGGGUCGGAUGUUUGGGAUCGAGGGUUUGCUUGAAGACCCUCAAAGAUCAGGCUGGCAGCUUGUAUUCGUUGACAGGGAGAAUGAUGUUCUUCUCCUUGGAGACGACCCUUGGGAGGCAUUUGUAAAUAGUGUUUGGUAUAUCAAGAUACUUUCUCCUGAGGAUGUGCACCAACUCGGGAAGCAAGAGGUUGACUCCUUCGGCUUAAACUCGGGUGGUGAAAGAAUUCACACGGUUGGGAAUGAUAGUUCUGGACUUCCUCCAUCAUUGGGCUCACUUGAUUUUUGACAUUAAAAAAGUCAUAUAUUGGUGAUCCUGAAAGCAAGGUUUCAUUUUCAUUCCUUUUGGUCUCUAUUUAACGGACCAUAUGUUGCAGGUUCGUAUGUGUUGGACCACCUGGGUAGUUAUAUUUGUAUUAGCUUUUAUGGAUGAAUACUUUGGUAAUAAUCAAGUGGUAGAAGUCAUCAUUCAAAUUUAGAACAUGUAUGAGCCAAUGAUCUUGACUAUGAAUUGGUGACUAUUGUGGAACUGGUAAUUUGACACACCCUAUUAUUUUGUGCUCUA
Messenger RNA from Erigeron canadensis, 3161 nucleotides. RefSeq names its product auxin response factor 8-like. Lineage: Eukaryota; Viridiplantae; Streptophyta; Magnoliopsida; Asterales; Asteraceae. Gene Ontology annotation, biological process: response to hormone; regulation of DNA-templated transcription. The transcript has 14 exons. Gene Ontology annotation, cellular component: nucleus. Bases 504 to 2885 code for a protein of 793 amino acids. The record is from RefSeq and is a predicted model, not a curated record. Gene Ontology annotation, molecular function: protein binding; DNA binding.